Messenger RNA from Phyllostomus hastatus (greater spear-nosed bat), 1432 nucleotides. RefSeq names its product cyclin dependent kinase 15 (gene CDK15). Lineage: Eukaryota; Metazoa; Chordata; Mammalia; Chiroptera; Phyllostomidae. The coding region runs from base 1 to 1308 and encodes 435 amino acids. Gene Ontology annotation, biological process: protein phosphorylation. Gene Ontology annotation, cellular component: cytosol; cytoplasm; nucleus. The record is from RefSeq and is a predicted model, not a curated record. The transcript is spliced from 14 exons. Gene Ontology annotation, molecular function: ATP binding; cyclin-dependent protein serine/threonine kinase activity; cyclin binding.
AUGGGUCAAGAGCUGUGUGCAAAGACUCUCCAGCCGGGAUGCAGCUGCCAUCGCUGUGGGGAGGGAGGCGAUGCGCACAGCUGUCAGAGGAGCGCGCCUGUGACGAUGGAGGCUGCGAUCGAGCUAACAGACCUAAAAGAAGCAUCUUGUUCCAUGACUUCAUUUCACCCCAGGGGACUUCAGGCAGUCCGUGCCCGGAAGUUCAAGAGUAAAAGGCCACGAAGUAACAGUGAUUCUUUUCAGGAAGAGGAUCUGAGGCAGGGCUUGCAGUGGAGGAAGAGCCUCCCUUUUGGGGCAGCCUCAUCUUACUUGAACUUGGAGAAGCUGGGUGAAGGCUCUUAUGCUACAGUUUACAAGGGGAUUAGCAGAAUAAACAGGCAACUAGUGGCUUUAAAAGUCAUCAGUAUGAAUGAGGAGGAAGGAGUCCCAUUUACUGCGAUCCGGGAAGCCUCUCUUUUGAAGGGUUUGAAACAUGCCAAUAUUGUGCUCCUGCAUGACAUAAUCCACACCAAAGAGACACUGACAUUCGUUUUUGAAUACAUGCACACAGACCUGGCCCAGUACAUGUCUCAGCACCCAGGAGGGCUUCAUCCUCACAAUGUCCGGCUUUUCAUGUUUCAACUUUUGCGGGGCCUGGCGUACAUCCACCACCAACACGUUCUUCACAGGGACCUGAAACCUCAGAACUUACUCAUCAGUCACCUGGGAGAGCUCAAACUGGCUGAUUUUGGUCUUGCUCGGGCCAAGUCCAUUCCCAGUCAGACAUACUCUUCAGAAGUUGUGACCCUCUGGUACCGCCCUCCUGAUGCCUUGCUGGGAGCCACUGAAUACUCCUCUGAACUGGACAUAUGGGGUGCAGGCUGCAUCUUUAUUGAAAUGUUCCAGGGUCAACCUUUGUUUCCUGGGGUUUCCAAUGUCUUUGAACAGCUGGAGAAGAUCUGGGAGGUACUGGGAGUGCCUACGGAGGAUACCUGGCCUGGAGUUUCCAAACUACCUAACUACAAUCCAGAAUGGUUCCCACUGUCUAAACCUCAAAGCCUUCAGCGCGUCUGGAACAGAUUGGGCAGAAUUCCUGAAGCUGAAGACCUGGCCUCGUUAAUGCUGAAAGGCUUUCCCAGAGACCGCGUCUCCGCCCAGGAAGCCCUGGUUCAUGAUUAUUUCAGCUCCCUGCCAUCUCAGUUGCACCAGCUUCCUGAUGAGAAGUCUUUGUUUACAGUUUCAGGAGUGAGACUAAAGCCAGAAAUGUAUGACCUUUUGGCUUCCUACCGAAAAGGUCACCACCCAGCCCAGUUCAGCAAAUGCUGGUGAAAAGAAAGGGUGACAUCACCAUCUCCCUCCAGGGCAACAUUACUGCUGUUUCAGUUUUAAUUUGCUUCAGCUUACUGAGAAGCCUCGAAGUUAACUACACACUGGACCAGGGGUUUUAUACCGU